Magnusiomyces paraingens is the source of this 1833-nucleotide messenger RNA. RefSeq lists its product as uncharacterized. Bases 1 to 1833 code for a protein of 610 amino acids. Lineage: Eukaryota; Fungi; Ascomycota; Dipodascomycetes; Dipodascales; Dipodascaceae. The transcript is spliced from 2 exons. The record is from RefSeq and is a predicted model, not a curated record.
AUGUCCAGUUCUACUACACCUAUCGGAACUCCGUCAAACGAGUUUAAUCCAAACACACUCCCCUUCAAUGACCCCAAAGUUUCCAAAAAAGUGGCAAUAGUCACAGGUGGCAAUUCUGGAAUUGGAUAUUUUACAGUACUCCAUUUAUACAUGCACGGAUGGACGGUAUAUAUGGCUGCUCGAAACCCCACAAAGGCCAGCGAUGCGAUUGCCAAAGUCAAGCAAGAAGCAACAGAAAGAAAACAAAGUUUACCAGCCGAAGCAGUGUUUGGCUCACUUGAAUUUGUGAAAUUGGACCUGUCGUCACUUGCUCAGGUUAAACAGGCAACUGCCGAAUUUAUAAAAAAAGAGUCUCAGUUGGAUCUUCUCAUCAAUAAUGCUGGGGUUAUGUUAGUGCCCAUCCAAAUGACUGAAGAUAACCUUGAUAUUCAAAUACAAACAAAUCAUGUCAGUCCGCUAUUUUUCAGUCUUUGUUUGAUUCCAUUACUUGAAAAGUCAAAAAACCCACGCAUUGUUAUGGUUUCUUCAGAUGCAUACUCAGCAUCGACUGACCCUGAAGACAUUAGCGAAUUAUACAGAUGCUGGCCAACCUUUAUUUCUGGAUGGCGUCGGUACGGUAAUAGUAAAACAGCAAUCAUUCAGGCAACAAAAGUUUUAGCUAAAAGAUACCCGAACAUUCUCAGUGUGUCUUUGCAUCCAGGUGUCAGCUUGGAGUCUGGGUUAAUGGAUCACUGGAAAAACAUGCCGGUGGUGGGAUAUUUGAUUAAGGGCCUCGGUGUAUUGGCCAAACGCAUGUCUCUGGAGGAAUGUUGCUAUAACACUCUUUUUACCGGGCUUUCACCAGAUGUCAAUAUAGAGACUAGUAAUGGAGAGUACUUUAUGCCAGUUGGUUACGAUACUGAACUGUUGGAUUUCUGUACUGAUAAGAAGAAGAUUGAUCGUACUUGGGCAUGGACCACGACACAGCUUGUCAGUCGUGGCUUUCUCAAGUCUGAAGAAGCCAAAAACGGCUAUAUUAUUAAUAGCAAUACCAAUGGAAUGGACAAUAUAAUGCGGAUCGAAUCGCUCUUGUGCCAAAGUAUAACAGACUCUGAGUCAAUGGUGGUAAAUUUUGAGUACAAUCCCCAUGCUCUCUUGUGUGCACCUACCAACUACCUCGAGUUUGAUUCUUCGGAAUCAAGCCUACAAUCACAAGAAUGUCUAAACGCAGGGUCAUCGUGGCACACUCCAAAAGGAGAGAGAAAAAAACCUGUGCGCAAAAGACGUACCCCUAAAGUAAGCCCAGAACCCUCAAACAAUGACUGCGCGUCACCCAGGUUUCGGUUUGUCAAUUAUGCUCAACACCACUGGGCACCCCAGCCUCCAUCUCCGUCACUUCCACUAUCUCUCAAUCAUCAGGUGGAAGAGGACAAAAGUCAAGUUAGAGAUGAAGAGACAAUAUGUACUGGAGAAGAUACUGAUGCUGUUUGUCAAAAUGGGUUUUGGGCUGAAGCCUUUUUGCGUGAAUGUGGGAUUGUGUAUGAGGACUCUGCAAUUUCGGCAUGCAAUUCUGCAGUUUCUAUGAAUGAGUAUGACAGCGAAUUUGAGGAGGUUCAAGUAGCAAACCUUGGAGAUAAGAAAUCAGAAAUGGUACGGAGCUCAGCACCAUCUCCAGAGCCAGUAUCGUUUCGAUUUAAACAGUACUCUGGUGUAGAAAUGGAAAAGGUAGUACGCAUGACAAAAGAGCGUGCACGAAAGAAAAACAAGGGCCCAUCACCGUGGAGAGUUGUGAAUAAAGAGAUUCGCAACUGUGGAAGUGGUGUGAGCAAGACACUUAGAAAAAAACAGUCAUAA